This is a messenger RNA of Lymnaea stagnalis (great pond snail), 412 nucleotides long. The record is from the annotation of a GenBank genome assembly. NCBI's taxonomy places the organism in Eukaryota, Metazoa, Mollusca, Gastropoda, Lymnaeidae.
AUGUGUUCGACUGAGAAUAUCUCAUCGCAUUUGCAAGACCCCAAAGCCCUUAAGGCCCCUGUGUCCAAUAAAAAAAUAAAUAGCCCAAAAAUAACAGUGUUAACAGAACCUCCUAGAGAACCCAUUUAUGCAAAGUCCCUUCUGAGUCCUAGAGCUUCAACUUCAAUAGUAUCUACAAAUUUUACCAUGCAUUAUCAUCAUGCUGCAUCAUCAACCACGAAAACCUCAUUGCAAAGUUCAGCACCUUCCAUCUCUGCUGAUGCAACAGUCCCACAUGUCAGCCUACCAACAAAGUGCACAUUCAUUUCUUCUUUUCAGCGACAGUCAGGCAUAGGAAAUAAAAAUUUAGUCUACAGUCUGCUAAAAGAUAAUUUCCAAAAAGCAGGUCCGACCAACUCCAGUCAAAUGGUAG